This is a messenger RNA of Umbelopsis ramanniana AG, 550 nucleotides long. RefSeq lists its product as uncharacterized. NCBI's taxonomy places the organism in Eukaryota, Fungi, Mucoromycota, Umbelopsidomycetes, Umbelopsidales, Umbelopsidaceae. The record is from RefSeq and is a predicted model, not a curated record. Gene Ontology annotation, cellular component: trans-Golgi network. The transcript is spliced from 3 exons. The coding region runs from base 111 to 419 and encodes 102 amino acids.
AUUGAUCAAAGUCCCUUUGUCAGAAAUUCAAAUUUAAGCAAGCCACCAAUCUGUAAUUACAGUAUGAGUUCUGAGUUACCGUUUCACCCAUAUUCCCUACCAUUACGACUAUGACAGAACCGACUUGGGAUGAAGAAGAUUCAGGAGAGAGGGAGCAUCUUGUAAGCAAAGUCUUGGAACUUCAAGGCUCUUUGCGAGCUCUCAUAUCUCGAGUUGAUUCUGCCCAGAGCGAAUACCAAUCACUUAGCCAUGAAAAUCAAAUGCUUCAAAAGUAUAUUAAUAACUCCCUGACCUCCACAGCGGUAUUUGGUGCUACAGGAGGGGCUAUUGGAAAUCUCAGCACACAAGGCAGCACUGGAAGCAGUGUUCCAGAUGCAAGUUCCGGAAAACCUGCGAGUGGUUCGAACGCUUCGCGCUAGUGUAAACUCCAUCUUGUACAUUGCACACCACUGAAACUCCUCAACCACCAGUAUACCGCGAUAGCCAAUUGUAUAACAUUAUUUUUUGACGACACAUUAUCAUCUAUUCGGCUCACUAAAGUGAAUGAAUG